AUGUCCGGCGAAGCGUGGCUCUACCUGCUCGCGGUGCUUAUCAAUGCCGUGAAUCUGUUCCUGCAGGCAAGUUUCAUCAUAGCACGCUUGAUCUGGAGUGGUGAGUGGUUCCCUUCCUGCCAGCCACAGACAGAGAGAGAGAGACUGACCUGGAUCCCCUUUCUGCGCAGCGACUACAUCAACCCGAUCGACCUGUGCAACCGCCUGAAUGCCUACAUCAUCCCCGAAGCUGCCGUCCACGCGUUCCUGACCUUCCUCUUUGUCAUCAAUGGCUACUGGCUCGCGAUCCUGCUGAACCUGCCUCUCCUGGCGUUCAAUGCGAAGAAGAUCUUCGAGAACCAGCACCUUCUGGACGCGACGGAGAUUUUCCGCAAGUUGAAUGUUCACAAGAAGGAAUCCUUCGUCAAGCUUGGUUUCCACCUCUUGAUGUUCUUCUUCUACCUGUACAGCAUGAUCGUCGCUCUCAUCCGCGACGAGAACUGA
Molecule: messenger RNA, 483 nt
Organism: Penicillium lagena
Lineage: Eukaryota; Fungi; Ascomycota; Eurotiomycetes; Eurotiales; Aspergillaceae
Product: cornichon family protein
Exons: 3
Coding region: 1-483 (160 amino acids)
Biological process (GO): endoplasmic reticulum to Golgi vesicle-mediated transport
Cellular component (GO): COPII-coated ER to Golgi transport vesicle; endoplasmic reticulum membrane
Source: RefSeq, a predicted model, not a curated record